AAAUCUCCAUCGUCCGUUCGAGGAUCUUAUAAAUACUAUGAGUUGUCUAGAAAGAAAUUGGCUUCUCCAACUUCCUGGCAAGCUGAGAUAUACCAAUGACGCAUUCAAUCGAUAUCGAGAAACCCAAUGACCAGGCCUCUGUGGCUCAUAAUGAGUAUGCCAGCGACCAUGCCCUGGCUGUUUUGACGGCUCCGGUGCGAUAUGACAAUGGGCAGCUACGCGACAUUACCAAGUCGCCGUACGUAUUUGGGGCGGCUUUAUUGGCCUCUUUUGGUGGAUUUUCGUUUGGCUAUGAUCAAGGCGUCAUCUCGAUCAUUCUGGUCAUGACUCAAUUCCGGCAAUACUACCCCCAGACCCACCCGGAUAGUCCCAGCUAUGGCUUUCACGUUGGCUUUGUGACCGCAAUGCUCGAGCUGGGUGCUUUCGUCGGCUGCCUUUUCUUCCCGUCUGUGGCGGAUCGAAUAUCGCGGAAAUGGGGUCUGACGGUCGCCACCGUAUUCUUUGUGGUGGGUGCGAUCAUCCAGACAGCGGCAUUGAAUUACGAUGCUCUGGUUGCGGGAAGGUUUAUUGGAGGAAUAGGCGUGGGUACUCUGGCCAUGGGAGCUCCUCUGUAUAUCUCAGAGAUCGCACCUCCAGCCUGGCGAGGAUCCCUGUUAGUCCUGGAGUCCAUCAGCAUCGUGGUGGGGGCUAUUGUGGCAUAUUGGAUUACCUAUGCAACCAGAUCCAUAUCUACCGACUGGGCAUUUCGACUGCCAUUCCUGCUACAGAUCUUCCCAGCGCUGGUUGUAGGCUGUGCAAUCCACUUCUUUCCGUUUUCGCCGCGAUGGCUGGCUAUGAGAGAUCGCAAUGAGGACAGUCUUAUGUCAUUGGCUCGGCUGCGCCAGCGUCCUGGUCACGAUGAACAGGUGCAACAUGAAUGGAAGGGUAUUCUGUCAGAGGUGCGAUUCCAGAGGGAGAUACUCCUGCUAGAGUAUCCAGACUAUACAUCUAGGCCAUUAAUAGCCGGAAUCCGACAGUGGAUCGGGCUCUUUCGACCGAAAUACUUCCGCCGUACCCUAAUAGCAUUAGCCAUUCCCUUUUUCCAGCAGUUCUCGGGGAUAAAUGCAUUUGUGUACUAUGCACCCACAUUUUUCGAAGCCUUGGGCCAGAGUAGCGACAUGUCUCUCAUCCUGUCGGGUAUGGUAAAUGUUUGCCAAUUGAUAGGGGGAAUUCCAAUUCUCAUGUUUCUCGACCGUGUUGGCCGCAGAAGGCUGGCAGUCUUGGGUGGGCUGAUUAUGGCCAUUCCGCAUCUCGUGAUGGCAGGACUGAUGGGCAAGUUCAGUGGCGACUGGGCAUCCCAUCAGGCCAUCGGUUGGUUUUGUGUGGCGCUAAUUUACUGGUAUGUCAUAACAUAUGCCAUGUCUUAUGGGCCUCUUGCCUGGGUCCUGCCAGCCGAGGUUUUCCCGAGCUCCAAGCGUGCAAAGGGAGUCGGAGCUGCGACGGCAAUGAUUUGGCUGUCCAACUUCAUAAUCGGGGUUGUCGUUCCCGAGAUGCUGAUCAAACUGGGCUGGGGCACAUAUCUCUUUUUCGGGAUGUUCUGCCUUGGGGCGGCCGUAUUUUCGUAUAUCUUUGUUCCCGAGACAUCCAACCAGUCACUGGAGCAAGUGGCCGAGCUCUUCGGAGACAACAUGCACGGGGCCGAGCGUGACCUGCAUUGUAGGAUCGCGCGAGAGGUGUUACAUGAUCCGACAGGAAAUGGCACGCCCCCAUCCGGCAAGUCAAGCCAGAGUGCGAUUGCAAAUUAGAUAGAGUAGGCACCACUUGCUUGUUGGAGGAGACCUUAUCCUCCCUCGCCGUUCUCAGUCGUCAGUCAAUUCAACCAUCAUAAUGACCAUGCUCGGUCAGUCUUGCUCCGCCUGUCGAUCGCCAUGCUCGGACGGGUUUACUUUAGUGCAACCCCUCUUUAGAACUGCCGAGCUACUUUUCC
Aspergillus steynii IBT 23096 is the source of this 1966-nucleotide messenger RNA. Its product is annotated as sugar porter family MFS transporter. Gene Ontology annotation, cellular component: membrane. The record is from RefSeq and is a predicted model, not a curated record. The transcript is spliced from 5 exons. NCBI's taxonomy places the organism in Eukaryota, Fungi, Ascomycota, Eurotiomycetes, Eurotiales, Aspergillaceae. Bases 96 to 1784 code for a protein of 562 amino acids. Gene Ontology annotation, biological process: carbohydrate transport; transmembrane transport. Gene Ontology annotation, molecular function: carbohydrate:proton symporter activity.